This is a messenger RNA of Hemibagrus wyckioides, 6949 nucleotides long. RefSeq names its product sphingosine kinase 2 (gene sphk2). Gene Ontology annotation, biological process: sphinganine-1-phosphate biosynthetic process; sphingosine biosynthetic process; positive regulation of apoptotic process. Gene Ontology annotation, cellular component: membrane; intracellular membrane-bounded organelle; cytoplasm. Lineage: Eukaryota; Metazoa; Chordata; Actinopteri; Siluriformes; Bagridae. The transcript is spliced from 6 exons. The record is from RefSeq and is a predicted model, not a curated record. Bases 1531 to 4233 code for a protein of 900 amino acids.
GGAAUUCCGGGACGUCAGACAAGAUCCUAAGCCUGAUGACGUAACCCAGUGACAUCACUCACCCCUCCCCCCCUCACCUUUCCUCUGGCUCUGCACUGCUCCGAGUGUGUUUACACGUUAACGGGAAAAAAAAGAUGGACGCCGGACUAUCCGCCGCGGCCGUAUCCGCCGGCGUGACGAGGGAUCUCCGAACAGGAAGUGACGUCGUUGUCAGAUAAGACGAGCGAAUCUCAACUCGGCGUCUUCAUCUGUUUUGUGAAUUCUUUUGUUUCGCUGCCUUGUUAUUAAUUAUUGUUUUUCGUUUCGUCCACGUAAGGUUUACGUUCAGACACACCGCCGUACCUCAUGAUCUUAGCACUCAUUUUCUGUAACACUAACAACAAACCUUUUCUUAUUUUUAAUUUUUUAAUCACAUGAAUAAUCCAGCAACUUUUUAUUUAUAACGCCAGACUUUUAUUUAUUAGUGUUUACUCCGUCCUUAUUUGUUUCUGUUCUCGUACACCGAGUCCAAGUCGAAGCCUGGAAGACGCCGUUGUUUUCUGUUAAAUGUCAUUUGUUUGUCAGUAUUUUUUGCUUCCGGCAAUAAAGUAAGUGCAAUCAGGGAUCAAUCUACCUGCUGACUUCAAGCUUUUUAAAUCUAGGCACCAAAAAAAAAAAAAAAACACACACACACACGUCCUUUGACUACAACUGCUGUCUGGGGUUGCUUUUCUGUCCAAAUGCUGUGUAUCUGAAACUCUAAUGAGGAACGUCUUCAUGUGACUCGCGCACCACAACCUAACCACAGGCACUGACUUCUUUACUACAUCCGCUGCUCCCAGACUCGCUGUUCAUGAAGGCAGGUUCACUUUUAAAAAUCGUAGCAAAAACAAAUUAAGAUCUUCGUCUUUGUCUACUGACGUUUGCUUUAACAAAAACCAGGAGACUGACAGCACAAGCUUCUGGGGGGAAAAAACGUCCAGACGUCGGCUGACGAAGGUGAACUAACCUCGCGCGAUCUUCCGUCCAGACGUCGGACACCUGUUCAAACACCUGCUGAAUCUGUGGAAGAGCUUGAAAACCAAAGUGGAUUCUCAAAACAAGCCCGUGAAACGCAAUAUUUACAAAGACGCUGUUUACGAGCCGCACACGUCUGUAGCCAGAAACUUGCAUAUGUGAAGGAGAGUUCUGAGAAUGAAGUUUUUUCUGAAUGAUUGAAAAACAAAAUAAAAAAAUCUGCGGGAGUUCUUAAACAAAAACAAACAACAAGCGCUUUCCCAUAUUCAUGAAGUCCUGGGAAGAAAAAACGGGUUCAUCAAAGAUUCUGAGAAGUGACUGAGAAAAUUUGCUCUGGAUACAACAAUUGCAGCCGUUUUUGUUGAACAACUUUUGCGUUAAAAUUAUCCGAAAGGUUUUUUUUUUUCAGCUUGGUAACGGUUUUUGAAAUCCGAAUUUGUUUGCUCACGUCGACCAAUCAGUUCAAAGUGUUUUCUGGGGAUGGAUUACGCACCAUGAGCCAAUAAUAUUCGCUGACGAGAGACGGCUGUCAGAAUGCGCUCUCCGAGUCCUCGAAGCCCGUCCCCGAACUCCUCGUCCACUGAGGAUGCUUUGCUGCACGGGCAGUUCACGGACUGGAGCGCCGGAGGAAGCUCGGGCGGGAGCUCGGGAGGGAGCAGCAGCGGUGCCGACAGUGGGCCGAGUAGCCCUGCAGGCAGCCUGUCAUUACCCUCCAGCCCUUCAUCGUGUACUUACGCCCUCACUCUGACCUGCACUCAUAUCCACGUGCAGAGGAUUUGUCCCCGACCAGGAAAGGAAGGCCGAGUCGUGCUGCCUCUGUCUGAGCUGGCGGGGUGUAACUGCCCCCGGGUGCCUGCCCCGCCGCUGUUUGUGCUCUAUUGGUACCCAAUGGGGCGGCGGCGCAGGGGCGUGGCUAAACGCAGGCAAGUGCGCGCUUACCUGGCUGAGAGCAGAGCGGAGGCGGAGAAAUGGAAUACAGCCGUGCAGUGCCUGCUGAGAGGGAUCGACAUCAGCGUCUACACAGAAUUCAACAAAAGCUUGUUGCCCCGCCCCCGCCGCUUGCUUCUAUUAGUCAAUCCAUUCAGCGGGCGGGGUUUGGCAAUGCAGUGGUGUCAGACACACAUCUUACCGAUGAUCAGUGAAGCCAACAUCAGCUACAACCUCAUACAGACAGAGCGUCAGAAUCAUGCCCGCGAGCUGAUCAGAGAGAUUUCUCUCCACGAGUGGGACGGCAUUGUCAUCGUUUCUGGAGAUGGACUGCUUCAUGAGGUGAUUAAUGGCCUCAUGGACAGGCCAGACUGGGAACAAGCAAUUAAAACUCCAGUGGGAAUUUUACCAUGUGGCUCUGGCAAUGCACUCGCUGGCUCCGUUAACUACUAUGCAGGAUAUGACAUGUGCCUUCGUGAGCCCCUCCUCAUCAACUGCUGCUUUGUGCUUUGCCGGGGCGGAGUCCGACCCAUGGACCUGGUGUCCGUGACAACAAGCCCGCCUCCGCCGUCUGCUUCAUCCGAUCAGAACGGACGACCCUCAUCACCCAAAAGACUAUUUUCUUUCCUGUCUGUAGCUUGGGGCUUUGUUUCAGACGUGGACAUUGAGAGUGAGCGUUACAGAGGGCUCGGUUCUGCUCGCUUCACGCUGGGCACACUGGUGCGUUUAGCAUCUCUGCGCUCCUAUAAGGGUCGGUUGUCUUAUUUGCCCCCCGGAGGGGCAAACUCAACCCCGGACGUCCCCUUGCAGACGCCGCAUCGACCCCUUUCCCGCAGCAUCACUGAAGGCCUAGAAGGAUACUGUAGAAUGCCAAUCCAUCGCACCUGCUCUGAUAUGGGCCUCAGCGAACAGAGGAGCCUCCAAAAGGGGGACAGAGAGAGGGAAAGGGAGGAGAGGCAGAGAGAGAGGAUGAGGAGAAGAGGAAGAACAAGAGGGGGAGGAGUGGUGAGGGCGAGCAGUCUUGCUGAGGACAGAGAGAGGGAGUUGGAGGCGGAGGAGAGGAUGGAGGGAAUCUCAAGUGCAGACUCAAACGGACGACUGGAAUCUAACGAGGAGGAGGAAGAAGAUGACAGUACGAGAAAUGUGACAGAAGAGGAAUAUGAUGUAGAUGAAGGGAAAGAGGUGGAGGAGAGGAUGGAGGGCAUGUCCAGAUCUAGUACAGAGUCAAGCGAAAGACUGGACUCUGAGAGGAAUGAGAAUAUUUCCACGAACGAAGAAGGAGAGAACGAGAGAUGGAAUGGUGUGGAUCGAGCGAGGAAUUUGAGAGAAGAUAAUAGUGCAGAUGAAGGAAGGGAGGAGGAGGAGGAGGCAUAUUCAAACCCAGACCAGCGCAAGACUCUUCGGAAAAAUUCCGCCCCAUCCAGCCAGAUCGCUACCGCCUUCUUUAGCCGGCCAAUCGGAGCAGAUUCCGAACAAGAAGUAGAAACACCAGCAUAUGAAAGGGAAGAUAAGGACCUGAACGGGACUUUUUUCCACCGUAACGCAUUUCCAGUGGACCCUGCACGAGAGCGAGCACUCACCAUCUCCUCGCCAUUCCGUCGUUCACGGUUUUCCCUUUCCAAACCCAAAACCUCAGUGGACCAGAACCAGAAGUCAAGUGUGUCUAAGCCCCGCCCCCUUUCCCUACUUCAACAAUCCAAUUCUAACUCCCUACCACCCAAAUUCCCCCCGCUAUCUUUGGCUCUUUCCCCAUCCCCUCCUUCAUCACCAUCCAAUAUGGGCCUGCCAAGCUCCACCUCCUCAUCCUCCUUUGCCUUUGACCUGGUCCAACCUGGUAGGCUUCUUAAGCCCCGCCCCCCAGUUACCUCCCCUGUGGACCCGCCCCCUCAAGAUGACCUCUUGCCUCCCCUCGAUCAGCCACUGCCUACCCGAGACUGGGUGACUAUUGAAGGUGACUUUGUUCUGGUUCUUGCUAUCUACCAGUCACAUUUGGGUGCUGAUUUGUUAGCAGCUCCACAUGCAAAAUUUGACGAUGGACUCAUUCACCUGACUUUUGUGAGGGCCGGGAUCUCCCGGGCAACGCUUCUCCGCCUUUUCCUGGCAAUGGAAAGAGGCACCCAUCUUUCUCUAACGUCACCUUAUGUGAGCCAUGUUUCUGCUCGAGCGUUUCGGCUGCAGCCCCUAUCGCCACGGGGGACGCUGACUGUGGAUGGAGAACUCGUGCCCUAUGGACCCCUGCAGGCACAGAUCCAUCCAUCCAUGGCUCGCGUUAUCGUGGGAGACUCAGGAGUGAAGAUCACUAGAUUCUGACCUGAAAUGUGGGCGGAUUAUUAUACACACUUUGCAUUGCAUAAUAACUAUGUUGUCCACUUUUGAGAGAGAGGAAGAAACACUGAGGAAUAAAAAAUAGCAAGCAGCUUCAAUAAAAGCAAUAGCUUUUAAUUAACUUUAUUUAAAAGGGACUACUGGAUCACCAGUGAGUUUAAUAAAGAGAUGACAACGGGACACUAAGCUACACGUGGGAAAAUAACUACUGCUAAAUAUAGGUGAACACGACUGAUUGAAUCUCUUUAAAAGAGAGAUGAGCACCCCAGUGUCUAGUUUCCAUUGGAGUAGAUGAUGAAGUUUUCCUGCCUUAUUAUAGACAAAAGAAAAACUUUUUAGUCAAACACCAGUCUGCCAUCCUCACUUCUGACCUUGUGAAAUUCUCUGGCCUACACCCAACACCCUGGUUUCCUUGUCUCUUUUCUCAACAUCAGUUGGCCAAGUUCCUCUUAUUUUGCCCCAUCCCUUACAUUUCCAAAGUUCUGCUUCCUCUGUGAUCAGUUUGGGGGGGUGUCCCAAUCUGUCAAACUUCACCACCUUUUUGUGGCUACUUUCUCUUUUCCUGGCUCUUCUUCCUCAUUGUUUCCUUUAUCCAAUUUAAUGCCACUUCCCACACUUGCCAAAACACUCAUUCCUCAUCUGAUCUUGCAGAAUAAAUGAGCCUCUCAAAUCCUGCUCCAGGCUGCUCCUAGUAUCUCCAAUUUAGAGUCAUUCACCAGUCAGCCAAGCUUUGCCCCCUUCCCCGGUUAAUUCACAGAACCUUUUGUCCCUUUUUUUUGGUUUUACCCCAUCUUUCCUCGCUGCCCAGUUUGCGGCUGCAUCCCAAACUGCCAAGUGCCUCCUUCUCUUCCUUUUUGCCACAAAUCCUGCUUCCGCUUCCUUUCCCUGCCAAUCCUUGAUGCCUGUUUACUUGCUGCCAAAUUUUGGACCAGGUCCUAACCUACCAAACCCCUCCUCACACAGAACACUACCUUUUACCUUGCAGAACCAGUUGGCCCUCUGAAACGCCAUGUGACAUAGCCACACCCAUUUCAGGGUUGGGUAACCAACGAGCUAAGGUGACUAGACCCAUUUGGGCAGCAAUUUUUUAUGCCACUCAGAAUCCUGCAACUGACGUUUGCUAGGGGCAGAAGCAUCUUGGUUGCAAUCUUCCAGCUUCUUCACGUGAUACUUUAAUAUUGCAACCAACUAAUGCAAGACCUCUUUUAGUAUAAUCUCCGUUCGAGCCUUUUAGUAAUUUGCAUUCACGAGGACCAUAGAUAAAUAUAUGUGCGUACUUAAUGACGUCUUGGGUAACCUAUGAUCAAGCGUAGUCUGGGGUGUUAGGUGAGCGUAGCUCACUAUUAGGCAUGUGUCAAUAAUCACUCGUACGGAAUCAUGAUAUAUUGUAAAAUGCACCUUGUUAGUAAGGACACUUGGCGCUCAUGUUGUGCACUACAUUAUUUAAAGAAUAGGGAGCUAUCUAGUGCAUAUCAUGUAACAGGCACCAUAAAGACAGCGGUCUUCUAAAGGACCUUACUUUGGUCAAAUUUGAAAGUGUCCUUAUUAAAGAAGGCAGUCCUAUCAUUUUGUUCACUAAGAUGAAUAAAAGGUCUGAAAAGAAUUAUUGCUUUUAAACAAUAAUACCGUAAUCUUUGAUAAUCAGCACAUGCCUAGUCGUUAUAGGAUGCAGCCAUUCGAUGGCGAUCUAAAUAUCUUUAAUAGUGCAUUUGCCUGAGUGUUUAAGCAAAAAAGCAUGCAAAGCUGAUGUUCCUGUGAGGUAAUGCAAGUUGCACAAUUGCUAAAUUUUAAUAUCAUUCAUUCUUUUUCUUUUUUUAUAGCAAAUUUGGAAAAUCCACCCAAGCAUUCAAACUUUUUUGCUAAAAAAAAAACAAACGUUUAACUACUUGUUUAAUUUAUUCAUUUUAUUAAUGCAUUCUGCAUUUGAGAUUUAUGCUCGUGAGGAAUUGUUGAAAUAUGUUUAUUUAAAAAAUAAGUAAAUAAAAGCCCUAAUAAGAGAAUAAAAGCUUAAAUAGGUUAAAAAUGUGAAUAAUAUAUAAUAAUAAUACUUUUUCCCAUACAAAAAAAUCAAACACAAAUUGACAAAUCUAAGACGUAUCAAAUGACAUAUUUAUUACUUUCAUAUUUAUUAAUUUUUUUAAAUUCCUGACAAAAGAAAGGGACACUUUGAGCAAGAAUAAAUAUUAGUUUCAAAUUUUGUGAACAGAAAAUGUACACAAUGUUCCUCAGACGUUUUUGGCGUCUGAUGUUCAGGUUUGCGUUGGAGCUGCAAGGCCAGCGUCGCUAAGAAGUGGCUACUUGUUUCAAACAAUGUUAACAAAUCUACGUCAUUUAAUUUCUGUGGAAACAAGUGUGUAAAUUGUGACGUCUGACAAGAUUUUCCUGGCAGCUCUGGCGUUGAACUAAAGACGCAAACUUGGCUGAUUUGCAUUUGGGGGGAACAGGAAAGGUGUAUAGUUUAGGGGUUUUUUUUAAGUGGACUCCUGGAAUCCUGGACAUGUUUUUCUUAGCGCUGGGCUGGGUUUCAUUUCGUUUCGGUGGACCAUUGCUUCAGAGCAGCAUAAGACACUUCAGUGGUAAUUGAACUGCUGCUUGGUUUCAUGAUGCCAGUUAUGAUGUCUUGUUAAAUAGAUGCUUGUAAUAAACUUGUAAUUAUCACUAAUAGUCAAUGUUAAAUAAAAAGAAUAUAUAUAUAUAUAUA